Spea bombifrons (plains spadefoot toad) is the source of this 15830-nucleotide messenger RNA. It is a transcript of the gene MYCBP2, whose product is annotated as MYC binding protein 2. The transcript has 85 exons. The record is from RefSeq and is a predicted model, not a curated record. The coding region runs from base 780 to 14999 and encodes 4739 amino acids. NCBI's taxonomy places the organism in Eukaryota, Metazoa, Chordata, Amphibia, Anura, Pelobatidae. Gene Ontology annotation, cellular component: nucleus.
CGUUCUUGCUUUUUUUUAGGCUCAGUGACGGCACCCAUCAAUGGCGUGACCCAGCCCAGCGAGGAUACCUGCCGCCGUCUGCUAUUGUUAUGUAUGGGGAAGAGGUGCAAUGUUGGGAUAAGUAGCAUUGCUCGAGCAGUGAGCGGCUGCUGCCGGUAGGAGGCGAUGUGUCGCAGGGAGGAAGCUGCCAGAGGAGUAAAGUCUUCUCCCGGCAUGCUCUGAGAGCCUGAGUGAGGGAGAUAGGGGAGAAAUAGCAGCAGCAGGCACAUAAUGAAGCUAAGAUGGCAGCACUGAGUGUGCAGCUUUCGAUUGAGUCCGUGCCUAGUUGAAGCUUGCGUCCCGUGGUCGGGUGGAGGCACCGUUUUGCUUGCCCUUGUUUCUUGUCGCAGUGCUUUGCCCCGGCCGGACUGAGAGCCCAGGAAGCCGGAUAGGAGAGUCGAGGAGGUGCAGGCUUGUUUGUAUUUGCUGAGCCCCGGCUGCUGCACACCGGAGGAUGGUGAGGAGAGCUGGGUGUGUUUUGGGACUGCGGUGAAAGCUCUACACCGCUCUGCUCGGCUGUCACGGGCCGCACACCGGGGCCCUAGAAAGGAGAGAGGGAGGUCACCGGCCAGCCCCCCUCCCGGGCGGACACUCACCUACCGUGGAUCCUGUGUGGGUAGAUGAGCCGGGCUAACACGGACUGCUCCUCCAUGGUGUCAGGGAAGUGACACGCACGCACGGCCGCUGUCUGUACUAAGUCCCCGGGAGGCCCGCUCUCUCUGCCCCAGGGAGGGGUAAAGAUGAUGUGCGCAGCCACCGCACCCCCACCCCCGGCUGCAGCCGCAGCCUCCACUUCUGCCUCAGGAGCUGGGGGACACAGUUUCUUCUCGGUGCCUCCGUCUACAGCCACUUCCUCGUUGUGCAUGGCGCGGCCGCACAUGCCGGGGGCCCAGGACGGGUCCUCGGGCUCCGACUGCAGGAGCCGCUACCAGCUGCUGCUCUUCGGCAAGGCCUUGGCUGACCGCUACCGGCAGAUCUGCACAGCGGCGGUGAACGACAGGGACCAGCAGGCUGGCCAGCCCGGCAGGAAUAAGAAAAUUCUAAGUAAGAAAAAACUUAAAAGGAAGCAAAAGACCAAAUCAAAAGGAAAAAUGAGAAGCAAGGCUGACAACCUGGAAAAUGUUCUUUUCGUACCUGACCUCAAACUCCACAGCAACCCUUCAGCGUUCAAUGUUUAUUGCAGUGUGCGUCACUGUGUUCUGGAGUGGCAGAGGAAGGAGACCUCCCUCCUUUUGUCCUCUAAGAGCUCCGUGCAGAGUGGGGAGUCUGACAGCGAUGAGGAAGAGGAGUCCAAAGACCCACCAGUCAAGCUUCCAAAGAUAAUUGAAAUAGGUUUAUGUGAAGUUUUUGAAUUGAUCAAGGAGACUCGUUUCUCGCAUCCGUCACUGUGUUUGAGGAGCUUACAGGCUCUGCUGAAUGUGCUGCAGGGUCAGCAGCCUGAAGGUCUGCAGUGUGAACCUCCUGAAGUAUUAGAAUCUCUGCUCCAGCUCAUUCUGGAAAUAACAGUUCGUAGUGCAGGAGUGAAUGACAGUACCGGGCAGUCGCUGACUGCCAUCUCUUGUGCCUGUCUCUUCAGUCUCGUCGUAGCAUGGGGAGAAACAGGAAGGACCUUACAAGCUAUCUCUGCCAUUCUUACCAACAAUGGCAGCCAUGCUUGCCAAACUAUCCAGGUGCCAACUAUUUUAAACUCGCUACAACGUAGUGUCCAGGCGGUUUUGGUAGGAAAAAUACAGAUCCAGGACUGGUUUACAAAUGGGAUUAAAAAAGCUGCCUUGAUGCAAAAGUGGUCUCUGAAGGACAUUCCUAUCGACGAAGACGACCAGUGCCUCCUUCAGAGCGAUGGCUUCUUCCUCUAUCUUUUAUGCAAAGACGGCCUUUACAAAAUUGGCUCUGGAUACAGUGGGACAGUGAGGGGGCACAUAUAUAAUUCCACGUCCCGCAUUAAAAGCAGGAGAGAGAAGAAGUCUUGGUUGGGUUAUGCUCAGGGUUACUUGCUCUACAGAGAUGUGUGCAAUCACCAUAUGACAGCCAUAAGAAUAAACCCAGAGACAUUGGAGCAGGAUGGAACAGUGACAGUUCCAGAUUGUAAUGCUGAUGGCCAGAAUAUCCUGUUUACGGAUGGAGAAUUUAUCAACCAGAUUGCUGCUUCUAAAGACGAUGGAUUUGUGGUUCGAAUAUUUGCAACCAGCACGGAGCCAGUGCUGCAGCAGGAAUUACAACUGAAGCUCGCGAGGAAAUGCCUGCACGCCUGUGGCAUCUCGCUGUUUGAUCUGGAGAAAGACUUGCACAUAAUAAGCACAGGCUUUGAUGAGGAGCUGGCUGUUCUCGGAGCAGGAAGAGAGUUUGCACUAAUGAAAACUGCUAGUGGAAAGGUUUAUUACACUGGUAAGUAUCAGAGCCUUGGGAUCAAGCAAGGUGGACCUUCAUCAGGGAAGUGGGUUGAGUUGCCCAUAACCAAAUCUCCAAAGAUUGUCCAGUUCUCUGUUGGUCAUGAUGGCUCCCACGCCUUGCUCGCUGCGGAUGAUGGGAGUGUGUUCUUUACCGGAACAGCAAGUAAAGGAGAAGAUGGGGAGUCAACAGCAAAGAGCCGACGGCAGUCAAAACCCUACAAGCCAAAAAAAAUGCUGAAAAUGGAAGGCAAAUUUGUUCUGAGCACUGCAUGCAAUAAUGGGAGCAGUUCAGUCGUCACCAAGGACGGUGAACUUUACAUGUUUGGGAAAGAUGCCAUUUAUUCCGACAGCUCGAAUUUGAUAACAGACUUGAAGGGACAUUUUGUGACCCAGGUGGCUAUGGGGAAAGCGCAUACAUGCGUCUUGACAAAAAAAGGUGAAGUAUGGACCUUUGGUGUCAACAACAAGGGACAGUGUGGAAGGGACACUGGUGCAAUGAGCCAAGGAGGUAAAGGUUUUGGAGUUGAAAAUAUGGCCACAGCAAUGGAUGAAGACCUGGAGGAAGACAUUGAUGAAAAAGAUGAGAAAUCGAUGAUGUGUCCGCCUCGGAUGCAUAAGUGGAAGUUGGAGCAGUGCAUGGUGUGUACUGUGUGCGGAGAGUGCACAGGUUACGGGGCGAGCUGUGUGAGCAGUGGACGACCGGAACGUGUACCGGGAGGAAUCUGUGGCUGUGGUUCUGGAGAGUCUGGCUGUGGCGUGUGUGGAUGUUGCAAGGCCUGUGCCCGUGAGCUGGAUGGCCAAGAGGCAAGACAGAGAGGAAUUCUGGAUGCCGUUAAAGAAAUGAUACCCCUGGAUCUGCUCCUAGGUAAAGCUGUUCCUGUGCCAGGGGUUAACAUUGACGAACACCUUCAAAUACGGCAGGAGGAGAAGCGGCAGCGCGUGAACAGGAGGCACAGGCUGGAUGAAGGCAGAGGAAUAAAAAAACCAAAUGGAAAUUUAGGCCCCUAUGUUUUUCCUGGUCCUAAUUUUAUGAACCACCGAGAGCAGGCUCUAGCCAGACUAAGAUCACUUCCAGCACAGCUAAAGCAUAAACGGGACAAGAAAAAAGAUGAAGGCAGAGAACAAGGAGAGAAGGAUGCAAGCAAAAUCACAACCUACCCACCUGGAUCUGUCCGCUUUGACUGUGAGCUACGGGCUGUCCAGGUUAGCUGUGGCUUCCACCAUUCAGUGGUCUUGAUGGAGAAUGGAGAUGUAUACACAUUUGGCUAUGGACAGCAUGGGCAAUUGGGCCAUGGCGAUGUAAGCUGUAGGGGCUGUCCCACUCUAGUCCAGGCAUUACCUGGCCCAAGUACUCAAGUCACAGCCGGCAGCAACCACACUGCUGUUCUGUUAACGGAUGGUCAAGUGUUCACAUUUGGAAGCUUUUCUAAAGGACAGCUGGGAAGACCUAUCUUGGAUGUGCCCUAUUGGAAUGCAAAGCCAGCUCCCAUGCCCAAUAUUGGCUCAAAAUAUGGUCGUAAGGCUACCUGGGUUGGUGCAAGCGGAGACCAAACUUUCUUGAGGAUAGAUGAAGCACUUAUAAACUCCCAUGUUUUAGCUACAUCUGAGAUCUUUGCAAGCCGGCACAUAAUAGGAAUGGUACCUGCAUCCAUGAGUGAACCCCCUCCUUUCAAAUGCCUGCUUAUCAAUAAAGUGGAUGGGAGCUGUGCAACAUUUAAUGACUCUGAGCAAGAAGACCUGCAGGGCUUUGGCGUUUGUUUAGAUCCAGUCUAUGAUGUUAUAUGGAGAUUCCAGGCCAGCACAAGGGAGCUUUGGUGUUAUAAUGCAGUCAUUGCAGACUCCAGGCUGCCUUCAUCACCGGAGAUGCAACUAGGGUGCAGUAUACUUAGUCCAGAGCUAGCACUGCCUGCCGGACAAAAAGCAGUUACCACACGCUCACAUGCAGCACUGCAUAUCCUGGGUUGCCUCGACACUUUGGCUGCGUUGCAGGAUUUGAAGAUGGGUGUUUCAAGCACCGAGGAGGAAACGCAGUCAGUUAUGAAAGUUUAUUCCAAAGAAGACUACAGUGUUGUUAACAGGUUUGAAAGUCAUGGUGGAGGCUGGGGGUACUCGGCCCACUCAGUGGAGGCUAUUCGCUUUUGUGCUGAUACUGACAUCUUGCUUGGUGGUCUUGGCCUGUUUGGUGGAAGAGGGGAGUACACUGCAAAAAUAAAGUUGUUUGAACUGGGACCUGAUGGAGGAGACCAUGAAACAGAUGGGGACCUGCUUGCAGAGACUGAUGUCCUUGCAUAUGACUGUGCAGCCAGAGAAAAAUAUGCAAUGAUGUUUGAUGAGCCUGUCCUGUUGCAAGCUGGUUGGUGGUACGUUGCGUGGGCUCGAGUUUCUGGUCCCAGCAGCGACUGUGGCUCUCACGGUCAAGCCUCAAUUACUACUGAUGACGGAGUUGUUUUCCAGUUUAAAAGUUCAAAAAAAUCUAAUAAUGGCACAGAUGUCAAUGCAGGUCAAAUCCCACAGCUUCUCUACAGACUGCCUACAAGUGAUGGAAGUGCUGCAAAGGGCAAACAGCAAGUCAGCGAACCCGUGCAUAUUUUGAAGAGGUCCUUUGCACGUACUGUUUCUUUGGAGUGUUUUGAAUCCUUGCUGAGUAUCCUCCAUUGGAGCUGGACCACCUUGGUUCUAGGAGUGGAAGAGCUUCGUGGCCUCAAAGGCUUUCAGUAUACUGCAACAUUGUUGGAUUUGGAACGACUACGCUUUGUGGGGACGUGCUGCUUACGCUUGUUAAGAGUCUAUACGUGUGAAAUAUAUCCUAUAUCAGCCUCCACUAAAGCAGUGGUAGACGAAACCAGCAAGCUCGCCGAGUGCAUUGGGAAAACCAGGACUCUGCUGAGAAAAAUACUUUCUGAAGGUGUGGAUAACAGCAUGACGAAGCUGGAUAAUGACCCCCAAGGCUACCUCAGCCAGCCCUUGAGCUUAUUGGAGGCCGUUCUUCAGGAGUGCCACAACACAUUCACAGCCUGCUUUCACUCUUUCUACCCAACUCCUGCCCUGCAGUGGGCCUGCCUCUGUGACUUGCUCAACUGCCUCGAUCAGGACAUUCAGGAGGCAAACUUCAAGACUUCCAGCAGCCGUCUCCUAGCAGCGGUCAUGUCUGCCCUUUGUCACACUUCUGUGAAGCUCACGUCAAUUUUCCCGAUUGCUUACGAUGGCGAGACCCUGCUGCGCUCUAUGGUGAAGCAAGUCAGCACUGAAAAUGACACUGCACUGGCCCAUCGCUUCCCGCUGCUAGUCUCCUGCAUGGAGAAACUAAGCCAGAGUGAGGAGAAUGUAUCUGGAAUGACAAGCUUUCGCGAAGUCCUUGAGAAAAUGCUGGUCAUUGUAGUUUUGCCUGUGCGAAACAGCCUGAGGCGGGAAAAUGAACUCUUCUCUUCACACCUGGUGUCCAACACUUGUGGUCUGCUCGCUAGUAUCGUCAGCGAACUCACAGCAUCAGCUCUUGGAUCCGAGGUGGAUGGAUUAAAUUCUUUGCAUUCGGUGAAGUCCAGCCCCAAUCGUUUCACCAAAACAAGCCAGGGCCGAAGCUGGAAUACCGGAAACGGCUCUCCAGACGCCAUCUGCUUCUCAGUGGACAAACCUGGACUGGUGGUGGUUGGUUUCUGUGUGUAUGGUGGUGGUGGAAUCCAUGAGUAUGAGCUAGAGGUCUUGGUGGAUGAUAGUGAUCACUCAGGCGAUGCUGCUCACUCCCAUAGAUGGACAUCUUUAGAGCUUGUAAAAGGCACUUACACAACUGAUGACUCCCCCAGUGACAUUGCUGAAGUUAGGCUGGAUAAAGCUGUUCCUCUGAAGGAAAACAUGAAAUAUGCGGUGCGUCUGCGGAAUUAUGGAAGUCGCACUGCUAAUGGAGAUGGAGGGAUGACCACAGUCCAGUGCCCAGAUGGCGUGACUUUCACAUUCAGCUCCUGUGGGUUGAGCAGCAAUGGCACAAACCAAACACGAGGACAAAUUCCACAAGUUUUGUUUUAUAGGAGCGAGUAUGAUGGAGACCUUCAGUCUCAACUCCUGAGCAAAGCGAACGAGGAAGAUAAAAACUGCACCCGAGCGCUUUCUGUUGUGAAUGCUGUUGCACGCGCUGCUAAGGACCUUCUGCACAGAGCGCUUGCUGUCGAUGCUGAAGACAUUCCAGAACUCCUCACUUCGUCAAGUUUAUUUUCCAUGCUGCUCCCUCUUCUAAUAGCCUAUAUAGGACCAGUAGCAGCCGCAAUUCCAAAGGCCGCUGUUGAAGUCUUUGGCCUUGUGCAACAGCUGCUUCCUUCGGUAGCUAUUCUAAAUCAAAAGUAUGCCCCUCCGGUCUUCAAUCCUAAUCAAUCCACCGACAGUACGACCGGCAAUCAACCAGAACAGCUCUCUGCAUGUACUACCUCCAGUCACUAUGCAGUUGUGGAAAGUGAGCACCCAUACAAACCAGCCAGCAUAAUGCAGUAUAAGGUGUCCCUUCCUGAAUGUGUUCGAUGGAUGUCGGUGGAGUUUGACCCACAAUGUGGCACUGCUCAGCCUGAAGAUGUCUUGCGCCUAAUGAUCCCGGGCAGGAAUGCACACGCCUCAGGUUUUGGACCAAAGCUUCCAAUUUAUGAAAGCCUUAAUUCAUGGGUUGAGCUAAAGAAAUUUUCAGGCUCCUCCGGUUGGCCGACAUCUGUCUUAAUAUUGCCAGGAAAUGAGGCUUUGUUUUCCCUUGAAACUGCUUCAGACUAUGUCAAGGAUGAUAAAGCCUGUUUUUACGGCUUCAAGUGCUUUACCAUUGGAUAUGAAUUUAGUCCGGGAGUCGAUGAGGGAAUCAUUCAGCUAGAGAAGGAGCUGGCCAACCUGGGUGGCGUGUGUGCAGCUGCCCUGAUGAAAAAGGAUUUGGCUUUACCUAUUGGCAGUGAAUUGGAGGAAGACCUAGAAAUUGUUGAAGAAGCGGCAUUGCAGGUGUGUAAAACCCAUUCAGGAAUCCUGGGGAAGGGAUUAGCUCUGUCUCAUUCACCAACUAUCCUGGAGGCCCUGGAGGGAAACCUUCCCCUGCAAAUGCAAAGCAAUGAGCAGUCCUUUCUAGAAGACUUCAUCACCUGUGUGCCUGGAUCCAGCGGAGGGCGACUGGCAAGGUGGCUUCAGCCAGAUUCUUAUGCUGAUCCGCAGAAGACAUCACUCAUUCUUAAUAAAGAUGACAUCAGAUGCGGUUGGCCGACUACCAUAACUGUGCAGACAAAGGAUCAGUAUGGAGAUGUAGUUCAUGUUCCCAACAUGAAGGUGGAAGUCAAAGCUGUGCCUGUAUCGCAAAAAAAGACAUCCUUGCAGCAAGAACAGGUGAAAAAGCUUCCACACAUACCAGGCAGCCCUUCUUCAGCUACUUCAGGCACUGAUUUGACUUUUGGUGGCCUUCCUUCACCCAAAUUAGAGUCGUCCUAUGAACCAAUGAUAGUGAAGGAGGCUCGUUAUAUUGCAAUUACAAUGAUGAAGGCCUAUGAAAGCUAUUCAUUUGAAGAACUCCGGUAUGCCUCGCCAAUGCCUAAAAGGCCCAGUGAAAACAUGUUAAUCAGAGUUAACAAUGACGGUACCUACUGUGCAAACUGGACUCCUGGAGCUGUUGGACUUUACACCAUACAUGUUACCAUAGACGGGAUAGAGAUUGAUGCUGGUCUAGAAGUCAGAGUGAAAGACCCACCCAAAGGGAUGAUACCACCAGGAACCCAACUGAUUAAACCUAAAGCAGAACCUCAGCCAAGCAAGGUUCGCAAAUUUGUGGCCAAGGACAGUGCAGGGCUCCGUAUACGUAGCCACCCCUCCCUUCAGAGUGAGCAGAUAGGCAUAGUGAAAGUCAAUGGGACCAUCGCUUUUGUUGAUGAGAUCCACAAUGAUGAUGGUGUAUGGCUAAGACUGAAUGAUGAGACAAUAAAGAAGUAUGUUCCUAACAUGAAUGGUUACAAUGAAGCCUGGUGCCUCUCAUUUAAUCAACAUCUUGGCAAGAGUUUGCUGGCUCCUGUUGAUGAGCCAGUAUCCAAUUCUGAGGAUUUUUUCAACGAUUUCAAUGCUCGUUGCGCCCAAGAAAUAACCAUGAGAGAGCAUGAAGUCCCUGUACUCAGGGGCGGGCCUGGCUUAUACAAGGUAGUGAAGACCGGCCCCUCCGGUCACAACAUCAGAAGCUGCCCAAACCUUAGAGGUAUCCCAAUUGGAAUGUUAGUACUGGGAAACAAAGUCAAGGCCGUGGGCGAGGUGGUCAGUUCUGAAGGUACAUGGGUUCAGCUGGACAAGAACAGCAUGGUAGAGUUUUGUGAGAAUGAUGAAGGCGAGGCUUGGUCCCUGGCCAGAGAUCCUGGUGGCAAUCAGUACCUCCGACACGAGGAUGAGCAAGCCGGUUUGGAUCAAGGCUCGCAGACUCCACCUCCAAGCCCUUUCUCCUUGCCAAUAUUUUGUCGUAGCACAAGUGGCAACAUGAUGCCAGGCUUUGAUUAUGGUCUUGGAAAUAACAAAGGUGAUCAGCUGAGUGCCAUACUGAAUUCCAUUCAGUCACGGCCUAGUUACCCAGCUCCUGCCAUCUUUGAACAAGCUGCAAAACCUCCCUCUUCCCUAGUCCACAGUCCAUUUGUGUUCGGACAGUCCCCUUCCUUCCAGCCGCCUCAGCCUCCGCUUCAGAAUGAAAGGGGCCAAUGUACUGUUGGAGGCCGAGCAGCUACCACAGUGAAUAAAUCUGACUUGCCAACAAAACACAGGGUGGAGAGCAAAUCUCCUAAGCCUGAUGGAAGAAUAAGCCGCUCUAAUGCAGAUCAGAAAAAGCCCAGAAGCAAUGAAGGUCUCACUGCAAGUGAAUCUCUCCUUCUGAAGUCUGAUGCUGCCAAGCUGAGAUCAGAUUCUCAUAGCAGAUCUUUAUCUCCAAAUCACAACACACUUCAAAUUCUGAAGUCUGACGGAAAAGCAUCUUCUGGCCUCAGAGCCGAAUCACCAGGUCCUGGCUCCCGUUCUUCUUCACCGAAGCCAAAGACUGUUCCUACUGGGAAGCCCAGUGCGCCCAGUGCACCCAGUGCUGGAGCAACACGCUCAGCAUCUCCACAGGAGAAAAGCCUACCUCAAAAACCUGUUGGUCCAGCCAAGGCUAAACUUGAACCCCCAAGGGAAAGGUCCAAGUCAGACUCCUACACACUUGACCCAGAUACAUUACGUAAAAAAAAAGUACCUUUCACAGAACCCUUAAGAGGACGAUCAACUUCACCUAAACCAAAAAAUCCCCCAAAAGAUGCCAAAGCUGCAAAUGGCUGUGAAAACAGAGCGCCAUCUCCUCAUGUUGUUCAGGAAAACCUUCACAGUGAAGUUGUCGAAGUCUGCUCUUCAAGUACGUUGAAGACCAACAGCGUCACAGACAGCACAUGUGAUGAAGGUACAGAGCUGAAGAGUGUAGAUGAAGGGUCAUCCAAAGUUCAUUUCAGUAUAGGUAAAGCACCUUUAAAAGAAGAGCAAGAUACAAGGUCUUCUCCCAAAGUAAGCCGCAAAAGUACAGGCAGGCACGUCCGACCCAAAAAGGCAAACUUCCUGUUUUCGAAAAGUGAGGGUUCAAAAUCUGUUGAGCCAGCAAAAGAAGCUAUGUCCCCCUCUGUUGCCGAAUGUGCUAGGGCUGUAUUUGCAGCUUUCCUGUGGCAUGAGGGUAUAGUUCAUGAUGCAAUGGCUUGUUCUUCCUUCUUGAAAUUUAAUCCAGAACUUUCCAAAGAACAUGCCCCCAUAAGAAGCAGCCUUAACAGCCAGCAACCUGUGGAGGAAAAGGAAGCAAAGUUGAAGAACAGGCACUCAAUUGAAAUCUCAUCUGCUCUUAAUAUGUUUCAUAUUGCGCCCCAUGGGCCAGACAUAUCAAAAAUGGGCAGUAUCAAUAAGAACAAAGUUCUGUCGAUGCUAAAAGAGCCACCGCUCCAUGAGAAGUGUGAAGAUGGCAGACAUGAGGGCUCACACUUUGAUGUGUCUAAUCACCACUCAGUGAAGUCUCGGUCACCUCUUCCUCUCACACUUCAGCAUCUUGUAGCGUUCUGGGAGGACAUUUCCUUAGCCACCAUAAAAGCUGCUUCCCAAAAUAUGAUCUUUCCUAGUCCAGGUUCAUGCGCUGUGUUAAAAAAGAAAGAAGGUGACAAAGACAACAAAAAGUCCAAAAAAGAGAAGAGGAAGAAGGAAAAAGCUGAAUCCAGGCCUCGUGGAAACCUGUUUGGGGAAAUGGCUCAGCUUGCAGUUGGAGGUCCUGAAAAAGACACCAUUUGUGAGCUAUGUGGAGAGUCCCACCCUUACCCAGUGACGUAUCACAUGAGGCAAGCCCAUCCAGGCUGUGGAAGGUAUGCAGGAGGACAGGGAUACAACAGCAUUGGCCAUUUUUGUGGAGGAUGGGCAGGAAACUGUGGUGACGGUGGCAUCGGAGGAAGCACUUGGUAUUUGGUGUGUGACCGCUGCAGAGAAAAAUAUCUCAGAGAAAAACAGGCUGCCGUACGGGAAAAGGUCAAGCAAUCUAGGAAGAAGCCUGUACAGGUGAAGACGCCACGUACUUUGCCCACCAUGGAGUCCCACCAAGUAAUUAAAGCCAACGCACUGUUCUUGCUGUCCUUGAGCAGUGCUGCUGAGCCAAACAUUCUGUGCUACCACCAUCCAAAGCCAUUCCUCUCUCAGCUACCUAGUGUAAAAGAGGGCAUUUCCGAGGACCUGCCUCCCAAAAUGCAGUGUCUCUACCUACAGACAUUAGCAAGGCAUCAUCAUGAGAACUUUGUCGGAUAUCAGGACGACAACCUCUUCCAAGAUGAAAUGCGAUACCUGCGUUCCACUUCUGUACCUGCCCCUUACAUAUCUGUAACUCCUGAUGCUUGUCCAAAUGUGUUUGAGGAACCGGAGAACAAUAUGAAAUCUAUGCCUCCCAGUUUAGAGACAAGUCCUAUAACAGACACAGACUCUGCUAAGCGGACAGUCUUCCAGAGGUCCUAUUCUGUCGUCGCCUCUGAAUAUGACAAACAACACUCUGUUCUUCAGCCUCGAGUGAAGGCUGUUCCCAGGCGCAGAGUUAACAGUGGAGAUGCUGAAGUUGGCUCUUCCUUGCUAAGACAUCCUUCCCCAGAGCUGUCCCGGCUGAUCUCUGCUCAUAGUUCAUUGUCAAAGGGUGAAAGGAACUUCCAGUGGCCUGUCUUGGCAUUUGUCAUCCAACACCAUGAUCUGGAAGGUUUAGAAAUCGCCAUGAAACAUGCAUUAAGAAAAUCUGCUUGCCGAGUCUUUGCUAUGGAGGCUUUCAACUGGCUACUCUGUAAUGUCAUUCAGACAAACUCACUCCAUGACAUUUUAUGGCAUUUUGUGGCCUCUCUGACUCCUGUUCCUAUGGAGCCAGAAGAGGACGAGGAUGAAGAAAAUAAAGCCAACAAGGAGAAUGCCGAACAAGAAAAAGAUACAAGAGUGUGUGAGCACCCACUGUCUGACAUCGUAAUUGCUGGGGAGGCAGCACAUCCUUUGCCCGACACAUUCCACCGUCUCCUCCAGACUAUAUCCGAUCUCAUGAUGUCCCUUCCUGGUGGCAGUUCACUACAACAAAUGGCUUUACGGUGUUGGAGUCUGAAGUUUAAACAAUCUGACCACCAGUUCCUUCAUCAGAGUAAUGUAUUCCAUCACAUUAACAACAUUCUCUCCAAAUCGGAUGACGGAGACAGCGAGGAGAGUUUUAAUAUUAGUGUACAGUCUGGUUUUGAAGCUAUCAAUCAGGAGUUAUGCAUGGUAACUGCUCUGAAAGACAUGACCAGCAUUGUGGACAUAAAGACCUCAAGUCGGCCAGCUAUGAUUGGCAGUCUGACCGAUGGAUCAACGGAAACAUUCUGGGAAUCAGGAGACGAAGAUAAAAAUAAGACAAAGAGCAUAACAAUAAAUUGCAUUAAAGGCAUAAAUGCUCGCUACGUUUCAGUCCAUGUUGAUAACUCUCGAGACUUAGGGAAUAAAGUAACUUCCAUGACUUUUCUCACUGGCAAAACUGUAGAAGACUUGUGCAGAAUUAAACAGGUUGAUUUGGAUUCACGACACAUCGGGUGGGUCACAAGUGAAUUACCUGGAGGGGAUAAUCACAUCCUAAAGAUUGAGUUGAAGGGCCCCGAGAAUACCCUAAGAGUGCGGCAGGUGAAGGUUCUCGGCUGGAAAGAUGGAGAGUCCAUUAAGAUCGCCGGUCAGAUAUCUGCAAGCGUUGCCCAGCAAAGGAACUGUGAAUCGGAGACGUUGCGUGUCUUUAGGCUGAUAACCUCCCAGGUGUUUGGCAAGUUGAUUUCUGGAGAUGCUGAACCAACACCAGAGCAAGAGGAAAAAGCUCUUCUGUCCUCUCCUGAAGGCGAAGAAAAGGCUCCAUCAGAUGCUGACCUGAAGGAGCACAUGGUUGGGAUAAUAUUUAGCAGGAGUAAGCUGACCAACUUGCAGAAACAGGUUUGUGCUCACAUUGUGCAGGCCAUUCGCAUGGAGGCCACACGUGUCCGUGAAGAGUGGGAGCAUGCCAUUUCCAGCAAGGAGAAUGCCAACUCGCAGCCCAAUGAUGAGGACGCCUCAUCGGAUGCAUACUGCUUUGAGCUGCUCUCCAUGGUGCUUGCUCUGAGUGGGUCGAAUGUGGGCAGGCAGUAUUUAGCCCAGCAGCUUACUUUGCUGCAAGACCUUUUCCAUCUGCUACAUACGGCGUCUCCUAGAGUGCAGAGACAAGUGACUUCGUUGCUGCGUCGUGUUUUACCGGAAGUGACUCCGUCUCGUUUAGCAAGCAUCAUUGGAGUGAAGUCUCUUCCCCCAGCCGACAUUAGUGAUAUUAUCCAUUCCACAGAGAAAGGGGACUGGAAUAAGCUGGGCAUAUUGGACAUGUUGCUGGGGUGCAUAGCCAAGGCUCUGACAGUCCAGCUAAAGGCCAAGGGAACACCGAUCACUGGUACAGCUGGCAUGAGUGCAGGGAAAGGUGUCACUACUGUUACCUUGCCAAUGAUCUUCAAUUCUAGUUAUCUCCGGAGAGGUGAAAGCCACUGGUGGAUGAAAGGCUCCACUCCCACUCAGAUUUCUGAGAUCAUCAUUAAAUUAAUCAAAGACAUGGCUGCGGGACAUCUUUCUGAAGCUUGGUCUAGAGUCACUAAGAAUGCAAUUGCCGAGACAAUCAUUGCACUGACAAAAAUGGAGGAAGAGUAUCGUUCUCCAGUACGAUGCAUCGCCACUACCAGGCUGUGGCUGGCUGUAGCCUCUCUGUGUGUGCUAGAUCAAGACCACGUGGAUCGAUUGUCUUCUGGCCGGUGGAUGGGAAAGGAUGGUCAACAGAAACAAAUGCCGAUGUGUGAUAAUCACGAUGAUGGUGAAACUGCAGCAAUCAUUUUGUGCAAUGCCUGUGGGAACUUAUGUACAGACUGUGAUCGGUUUCUUCAUUUGCACAGACGAACAAAAUCUCACCAGAGACAGGUGUUCAAAGAGGAGGAAGAAGCAAUUAAAGUUGACCUUCAUGAGGGCUGUGGCAGAACAAAGUUAUUCUGGUUGAUGGCUCUUGCAGAUUCCAAAACCAUGAAAGCAAUGGUGGAGUUCAGGGAACAAACUGGAAAGCCAGCAAGCAGCAGCUCUGAAACCUGCCGUUUCUGUGGCUCUAGGAAUGGGACAGAGUUAUCUGCUGUGGGCAGCGUGUGCUCCGAUGCCGACUGUCAGGAAUAUGCCAAGACGGCUUGCAGCAAGACUCAUCCUUGCGGACAUACCUGUGGCGGUGUUAAGAAUGAAGAUCGCUGUUUGCCCUGCCUGCAUGGCUGUGAUAAAAACGCAACAAGUCUCAAACAAGACGCUGAUGAUAUGUGUAUGAUCUGCUUUACAGAGGCGCUCUCGGCAGCUCCAGCUAUUCAGCUGGACUGCAGCCACGUGUUCCACUUACAAUGUUGCCGGCGCGUUCUAGAAAAUCGUUGGCUGGGGCCACGUAUAACAUUCGGCUUUAUGUCCUGCCCAAUAUGCAAGAACAAAAUCAAUCAUACAGUAUUAAAGGAUCUUCUUGAUCCAAUUAAAGAACUUCACGAGGAUGUUAGAAGAAAAGCUUUGAUGCGGUUGGAAUACGAAGGUCUGCACAAAAGUGAUGCCAUCACUACCCCAGGGGUCCGGUUCUACAAUGACCCAGCCAGCUAUGCCAUGAACAGAUAUGCUUAUUACGUCUGCUACAAGUGCAAAAAGGCAUACUUUGGAGGGGAAGCCCGUUGUGAUGCUGAAGCAGGACAAGGAGAUGACUAUGAUCCUAGAGAGCUGAUUUGUGGAGCAUGCUCAGAUGUAUCCAGGGCCCAGAUGUGCCCAAAACAUGGUACUGAUUUCCUAGAAUACAAGUGUCGCUACUGCUGCUCGGUGGCGGUCUUCUUCUGCUUCGGAACAACUCAUUUUUGUAAUGCCUGUCAUGAUGAUUUUCAGAGAAUGACUAGUAUAUCUAAAGAGGAACUUCCACAUUGUCCUGCAGGUCCAAAAGGCAAACAGAUUGAAGGCACAGAGUGUCCCCUUCAUGUGGUCCAUCCUCCCACAGGAGAAGAGUUUGCCCUGGGUUGUGGAGUGUGUAGAAAUGCUCACACCUUUUAAUUGAGCUUGUCUACUCUUCCGGUUUUCUUUUUGAUUUGUGAAGUUUUGACACAGACUCGUACAGUCUGUUGCGUCGCAGUGCCAGGCAGGUUCUGGACAACAGCCCUCGGUCAGGAUGGGACCACUGGAGAGUCUGAGAACAAGGUUAAAUGGGAAGAAGGCACCAGACACUACUGUGUAUUCAAAAUCCAUGCUAUCCAAACCAAACGUUAAUUGUUCCUCUUAAACGCAGAUGUUGAUACCUGCGAGGUGUUUGCAUGUGGUCAUUCAGUACAUCACCGUUGAAAGGGUAAAGGUUAUGUAAAGAUGAGCACACAGCUCGGAUAGGGAGGUUCCUCACAUCUGGGAUCUAGAAAAGUCAGAGCAGUGAGUAUUUACCUUUUCAGAGUCCUAUUCAACUUCACCCACAUCAUGCGGAAAGUAAGAGGAGUUUAUUUUCGAGACUGUUAAAUUAAAGCCUUCAUCGCUGGAAAAGGCCUCAGCAAACAAUGAUGAAGUUGAAAGACAUUUGAAUGGCUUAUAAAUGUAAGAACGUAUAAAGUUGUAUCAAAUGCUGUACAUAGUACAUAAAGAUAUCAAUGUUUGUCCUGUAUAAGAUUUACUACAUUACAACAGCAGUUUCAGUUAAACUGGGUUAUGUUUGAGCCUGAAAUUUUAAUGAAGUGCAAUACUGAGUGUGCCUCAUAUCUUUGCAGCCGUAAACUUUCUGGAAUGUACACGUUAAUAAAGCCACUGUACAUUUUUAUACAGUGACAGUCUGGUGAAUGUUAAGGAUCUUAUUUAAGAGGAAUGGCUUUUAAAAAAAAUAAAAAUAAUAAAUAAAGAAGUAAA